AUGUCAGCGGUAUUCUCGUGCGUCUACUGUCUCAACCGAAAGAUUGAGGCUGUGCGUCGUCUACCGGACACGAGGCCGGCGGCCAAUGACAGUUCGACCAAUCGACCGCGAAGACUGUCUAUUAAGCUCUCCAGUGGGGAGGAAAUAAAGACCUCGGGCUUCAUCGUCUCCGCGCUCAAUUCGCCCACUGCCUGGGUCCUUCCCCAAGUACAUCGGUAA
This is a messenger RNA of Dibothriocephalus latus, 219 nucleotides long. NCBI's taxonomy places the organism in Eukaryota, Metazoa, Platyhelminthes, Cestoda, Diphyllobothriidea, Diphyllobothriidae. The record is from the annotation of a GenBank genome assembly.